AUAAGAGAAAGCUUUUGUUGCAGCUUAACCGUAACCAUGGUAAUGUCUUUCAUUCACACGCGAGAUUGCAAGAAUCCUACUGAAAGUUGUGUAGUGUAAUAUUCAUAUUAUGUUAAUUAUGAAGACAAUACAGUAAACAGCAGCAAGACAAUAAACGUUUGGUUGUUGUCUAAAGUGAGCGGUACUUUACAAAGACGUUUUAGGUGGCGAGAGCCCCUUUUUGUAUCAGGACAGUCAGUGUUUACUGCAGUGCAAAGGCUCCCGCAGCUCGUUCCCGUGGGCGCGUUCUCGCGCCAGAAUUCCAGGCUCGGGCUUCCGUUGAGCGCGGGCUCGAGAAGCAGCGGGAACGGCGCUGCCUGCUGGACACAGAUUAGAAUAGAACAAAACUCCCGUGCGGUUGUCUAACCAUACAGCAGAAUCCACGUGACACUUAUACGAAUGUCAUUUGAACUGUAUCCCAAUGUUGUCGCCUGGACGUACGAGUGAUUUGCAUUGAUACAAAGCGGAUUCAGUUGAUGACAGAUGAAUUUGGGAGACGCAACGACCAGACCUCCUGUAGGGAGGAGAAUGAAGGCCCAGGCUCCCCCUCCACCAAGGCCGCCCCAGCCUGCCCCCCGCAGGAUCUUCCGUAAUGCGGUCCCUGACGGAGGAGGAUCUUCGGGGGGAGACUGCAAGGAAAACAUGCUUCGAUCUUAUGUGGAUCUUCAUAUUAGUCUUCCCACAGGGUACCAGACCACCAUCAAUGUGGAUGGCAGAAAAGCUCUGAUGGAUCUGCUGGUGGAUCUGUGCAGUCAGUACCAUCUGAAUCCAGCGUAUCACACUCUGGAGCUGUUGUCACCCGAUGCUCAGCCCGUCAGCUUUAAGCCCAACGCCCUGCUGGGUGCCCUGGAUGUCUCCUGCGCCCUGAUCAAAGAACGAGUGCUGGAGGACAGGGUGAUUCGGAAACCUCCACCUAAAGUGCCAGAGAAAACCGUGCGAUUGGUAGUGAACUAUCACCGCAGCCAGAAGGCCGUGGUUCGAGUAAAUCCAUUAGCGCCCCUGCAGACCCUGGUGCCUGUGAUCUGUCAGAAGUGUGAGUUUGAUCCAGCCCAUGUCCUGCUCUUCAAAGACAAUAUCAACCACCAACAACUGGACUUGGACAAGUCUCUGAGCGAUCUGGGUAUCAGGGAGCUCUAUGUCCUGGAUCAGACAUUAGCUGAAUCUCUCCGCUCCAAUAGUCUGAGUGGAUCCGAGAAAAAGGGUCUGCUGGGCUUCCUCAAGUUUAAUCGCAGGAAAUCAAAGGGUAUGUCUGUGGUGGCAAGUGGUCCAUGUGUGGAGGCCCGUCCCAGCACUCUGGGUCAAUCUCAGUCUGUGAUGAACAUCUCCAAGAUGUCCCCGAAAGUGGAAUUAAAGAAACGCAGAGCUCCAGCACCCCCACCAGCUCCCACACAGACUCUACCACCAACAUCACAGAUAAGCCUUGGCUCUCCGUCCUCACAUAAUCUACUUAAGAAGCGGAAGGCUCCAGCACCUCCACCUACACCACCACCUAGUACACCCGAGCCAGAUAUUUCCACCUACGUGCCUACUGCAACUGUGCAGGAACACUACAUCCCAGCGUCGGUUGAAAGGACUCCCCGAGCCUCAACUCCAGCUGACGACUCUGAUCUGAGCCAUAGCAUUGAGGAUUCAGAGCCAGCCAGGUCCAUCUGCAGUAGCUCCAGUGGUGAUGAUGCAGCAGCUGUAGGAUCCAGCAGUAGCAGCCUAGCUGAAGAACCUGUGACGCAUCGAGCUGAUGUGAUAGCUCCAUUCACCACUUCUACGCCAGAACCCGAACCCAAACCAGAAUAUGAACCUGAACUCAAGAAAGAAGCAAGUCCUCGCUCUACACCUGAACUAGAACCGGGUCCACGUCCAGAGGUUCCAGCUGCAGAAGACCUAGAGGUAGAGAUGGAGCUGAAAAUGGAGGAGACGGAGAAUAACCGUCAUAGUGGAAUAGCUUGGCUACAUUCAGCUCACGAGUCUGUGUUAGAAAGGAGAGUACAGCAGGAAGUGGAAACAGUGUCUGUGGCCAGCAGCGAGAGUUUUGCAGACCAUGGAUAUGCCGCAUCAGAGGACAUGGCAGAGGAGUCCGGCCCGGUCUCUCCCUCUGAAAGAAUGCAAUCUGUGUCACCCAUGGACAUCAUGUCUCUAAACAGUGACUCAACUCUGCCUGUGAAGCAGUCUAAAGAGUCUUCCAGCGAUAGCGAUGAGGGAUGUGCAACUUGGGGCUCUAGACAGAGUGGACAUAUUCAGGAUGGACAAAAGUCAAUUAAGAGACAAAAUGGAUAUGAAGAAGAUCCAGAGAUUACAGCUCAGAUCCACCUCACCCUGGCCGACUUAGAUGCAAAUCUGGCUGACAUGAAUCACUCAGAUGGAGCGUCUGUAUUUGUGGAUGAUGAAAUACCCGUGUCCAUUGUUGACAUGGACAUUCCAGUAACAGCCAUUGAUGAAGUUCUUGAUGAUGACCAGUGCAGCGCAAGCGAGUGUGAGUCAGUAUUGUUGCGCAGUACUCAAAGCAUCUCUAGCCAACCGUGCACACCGUGUGGAGUUAUCCAAAACAAAAACAACAAUGCCUGUCUAACAGAGGAGAAACACAGAAGCCCAUUCCCAGACAUAGAGAAGCAGUUACAAACGGCUACACUCACUGUUAUUGACAAACCCACCAUCCAGUCUCCGACCAGCAAAAAGCCUUCACAAGAUGCUAAGAUCACGGAUAAUAUGGAACAGAAGACCACAUUCAACUCUGAGGCUAAGAGUAAAUCUGAAACCGUUGAACUAACGAGUCAGAAAGACACUGUAUUACAGAAGUCCCAAAGUUUUGUGCGUCCUGAUGUGCAAAGCGUUCAAAAGGAAAGGACGUCUAGUACCAGAGUCCUGCCAACUCAGGGUAAGAUUACCCUAAGCUCUUUCUCUCGCUUUGGAAUGAAAACCUUCACAGUCAUCCCUCCGAAACCAGCUGUGUCCCAGACCAAGCCCGCAGGCUCUCUAGUCACAGGUGCCAUUAAGAUUGAUGAACAGGGCAACAUGGUUACACAGAGACAGAUUUCCUCUGGUCCAGAGAAAAAUAACACUCCCAGUGUGGAUACUACUAGAGCAGACAAAACCCCACUGGUCAAAGCCAAAGCCUUCUGGAGCACUACAGAGAAGCAAGAGAAAUCAACUACAGCCAAAACAGAACCCAUCGUAAACAAUGGAGAUACCGAUGUGUUCAAGGCCUCGGCUGUGACUGGAAGCUUUAAACUUUCACCUCCCGAGGAAACACACAAAGAGGUCAUUAUAGUGGAAAGGAAGCCCAUAUCUGGGGUGGCAAGUAAGCCUUCUUUCUCAGAGAAUCAUGCAGAAAAGCGUGACCUCUCGUUUCUUAUACCUUCCAGAAGAACCUCCAGCCAAUAUGUAGCUUCUGUCAUUGCUAAAAACAAUAAAAACAGUAGCAUUCCUAAAACUAAGAUCGAUACCACGCCGGCACCGUUGUCUAUCAGUGGUGUUCAAAACCCUGUCAAUCAACUGUUAAAUAAUGAGGUUAAACCUACAAGCAUUCAUAAACCUGCUGUCACAGUCAAACCCACUGAAAAUCCAGUGCCUUCUUUUAGACCUAAAUGCCUACAAAGUUAUGUUGCAGAAAAGCCGACAAGUUCUGAGAGGAUAAGCACUCUGCAUGGGGGCGACAGAACCAAAUCUCUGGAUUCACAACCCUUAAGUAUCAAAAUCCAGCCUUUCCCACAUGUGUCUGCUCACAUUAAAUCCUUCUCUGAAGAAGCCACAUCAAUCAAUAAUUUCCCAGACACCUCCUCUGCCCGACAGACGCCAACAGACACCACACACCCACCACUUGCAAAAAAGCCAGAGUUACACAAAUCUGAGAUUCCAUCUGAACCAAACCAGGGCAAUGUGUUUGGGCCGGUUAAGAAGUUCAAGCCGGUUAUUUUUAAGCCUGUCCAACAGGAAACUUCUAUCCAUAGCUCGCUGAUGGAGGCCAUUCAAUCUGGAGAGGGCAUUGAACGCCUCAGAAAGGUGUCCGACUUGCCUACCAGCUGUACAGUUAAGAAGCCAUCGUACAAUGAUCCAGAGAAUGAGCGUUCAGCACUUCUUUCAGCAAUAAGAGCUUCAAGCACCUCAGCUAAACUUAAGAAGACCAAAUCAGUAGCAUCAAAGGAGUUGGAGCAGCUCAGGAAGGUGGAAGAAGACAGAAAUGUCCACACAGAAGUCAUCUCACCUCGUCCCACAUCUCCUGAUUUUGUGCCACCUCUACCUCCUUCCUUUAGUCCUCCUCCCCCACCUCCUCCACCUUUAGCUCCAGCCAAACCUCCUGUAGUGCUGCCUCCAGGAGGAAACCCAGAGGCGGCCAGGGAGGCUCUUCUGGAGGCCAUUCGCUCAGGCUCUGGGGCUCAACGGCUAAGGAAGGUCCCUGUCACACAGACAAGAAGGCAAGUGAACGGGAGACUUGGCACCAUUCAAGCAACAUCACCCCUCUCUUACGGGCACUAAACCUUCAACUGGGAUCACCAUUUGGGUUUUCACAAACUCAUCGCCAAAUCUGAGUGGUAGUAUUAAUGCUAACGCUGUUGCAACAGCCAUCACAGCCUUCUUUAUUUAUAGUGAUAUGCUGCUUCACAUCCGUGCCAAUACUAAUUAACUUAGAUAUCCAGGAGUUUAUGUCCAGCUGCUGACAAGUAAUGAUUUUUUUUUCAUGCGUCUGCCUGACUUCUAUACUUUAUAUCAGUAUUAUACCUGAAUAUAUUAUGCAGGUAUUUUCUGUUGCAUCAGAGUAUAAAGUUGGUGGGCUGCAUUUUUGUAUCCACCUGCCAAUUACAGCAGCUUACUAUUUGUGUUUAUUAUUAUUAAUAUUAUUAUUAUUAUUUUAAAAGAACACUAAGUGGUAAAUUGGAUGCUGAAGGAUUAUUUUUUAAAUGUAAAAAAAUUAUUUUAAGGGCAUUUCGUUAAUAAAUCAUCACCUCCAAGUCCGAGGCCAUGGUGCUCCACCGGAAAAAGCUGGUUUGGGGCAGGUUGGAGAAAAUUCCUUACCCCAGGUGGAGGAGUUCAAGUAUCUUGGGGUUUUGUUCAUGCGUGAGGGAAGGAUGGAACAUGAGAUUGACAGGUGUAUUGGUGCAGCGGCAGCACUAAUGGGAUCGAUGUAUCGGUCUGUUGUGGUAAAGAAGGAGCUGAGCCGAAAGCCAAAGCUCUCGAUUUACAAGUCAAUCUACGUUCCUACUCUCACCUAUGGCCAUGAGCUUUGGGUCAUAACCGAAAGGACAAGAUCUUGGAUACAAGCGGCUGAAAUGAGUUUCCUUCGCAGGUUGGCAGGGCGCACCCUUGUAGACAGGGUGAAGAGCUCUGUCACCCAGGAGGAGCUCAAAAUAGAGCUGCUGCUCCUCCACAUCGAGAGAAGUCAGCUGAGGUGGCUUGGGCAUCUGUUUCAGAUGCCUCCAG
Messenger RNA from Danio rerio (zebrafish), 5448 nucleotides. It is a transcript of the gene cobl, whose product is annotated as cordon-bleu WH2 repeat protein. Lineage: Eukaryota; Metazoa; Chordata; Actinopteri; Cypriniformes; Danionidae. Gene Ontology annotation, molecular function: actin binding; actin monomer binding. Gene Ontology annotation, cellular component: cytoskeleton; ruffle; cytoplasm. The record is from RefSeq and is marked validated.